Molecule: messenger RNA, 1476 nt
Organism: Lotus japonicus
Lineage: Eukaryota; Viridiplantae; Streptophyta; Magnoliopsida; Fabales; Fabaceae
Exons: 8
Coding region: 23-1213 (396 amino acids)
Biological process (GO): nuclear-transcribed mRNA catabolic process, nonsense-mediated decay
Source: RefSeq, a predicted model, not a curated record
AACCCAUAUUCACUCACUCACAAUGGCGGGCUCUGAGCCCUCUCCUUCUCCAAAAAUCCUUCUAGCAAAGCCCGGUCUCGUUACCGGAGGCCCCGUCGCCGGCAAGUUCGGCCGCGGCGCCGCCGGCGAAGAUGAUUCCGCCCAGCACCGUUCUCGUCUCCCUUCUGUCGCAUCCCUCAACCUUCUCUCCGAUUCCUGGGACUUCCACAUCGAUCGCUUUCUCCCCUUUUUGACUGAAAACACGGACUUCACUGUGAUUGGAGUGAUUGGGCCACCAGGAGUUGGCAAGUCCACUAUAAUGAAUGAACUUUAUGGCUUUGAUUCAAGUUCCCCUGGGAUGCUACCACCUUUUGCUACACAGUCUGAAGAGAAUAGAGCAAUGGCAAGGCAUUGUUCUACGGGCAUUGAACCGAGGAUAUCUGCUGAACGUAUUAUUCUUCUUGAUACUCAGCCUGUAUUUAGUGCUUCUGUUUUAGCUGAGAUGAUGAGACCAGAUGGCUCUUCAACAGUUUCAGUGCUAAGUGGAGAAUCCAUGUCAGCUGAAUUGGCUCAUGAAAUUAUGGGUAUUCAGCUUGCUGUUCUUCUAGCAUCCGUAUGUCAUAUUCUGCUGGUGGUGUCAGAGGGAGUCCAUGAUGAUUGCAUGUGGCAUUUGAUGUUGACGGUUGACUUGUUGAAGCAUGGCAUUCCAGACCCAUCCUUACUUGCUUCAUCCCAUUCACAGAGCUCUAGUUCAGGGCAUGAGAAAGAUAACAAACUUUCUGGACGUGAAUACAUGGCUACUCCUGUUUUUGUCCACACCAAGCUGCAUGAUCAAGAGUUUACUCCUAAAAAUUUUGUACAGUUGAGGAAGACACUCAUACAGUACUUCAAACCGUCUUCUUUUGUGAGGGAACAUGCCGAACACAAGCCCGAGGAGCAUAUUUCAUCUUCUAUGGUUCAUGAUAGUCCUAUGGAUUCUAAUGUGCCAAGUUUGUUUGCAAUCCCAUUUAAGAAAAAGGAUGAAAAUCCGAGAGCUCAGCAUGGAAGUUACAUUUCAGCACUAUGGAAAUUACGGGAUCAGAUAUUAUCCAUGAAGUCACCAUCUUUCACUAGACCUGUGUCUGAGCGUGAAUGGUUAAAAAAUUCAGCCAAGAUAUGGGAACAGGUAAAAAACUCCCCAACGAUGUUGGAGUACUGCAGAACACUUCAACAAUCGGGUAUGUUUAGGAGGUGAAAUCUUAUCAAAGGCAGAAAGAUUCAAGACAAUCUAUGUAACUGCGUUCCUAGAUUUAUCUUGUUUUUGAUACAAAAUUAUUAAAUUUGUGUAUGAAACUCACUUUGUCAGCGCUGUUAAAUUUAGAAGAUAUUUAUUUGUUAAAAUUUUGGCGUUUUUCACCUUUGACGGUGUAAUAUUGCUCUUGUAGUUUAGUGAGCCUAUGAUGGGUGUGAAGGUUUGGGUCAGUAUUAUUCUAUGUUGGGUGUAGAUUCAUUCUUUUA